AUGUAUUUUUCAUCCCUGAACCACGUUCACAGCGAAGUUCCCCCGACUGGUUCAUUUAAAAAUAAACCGCAAAUCGAUGUUUAUAUAAAAUCACACAAGAACAUCAAAUUUUCAUUUGCGGAAGACGAGAUCACCUUUCAGCAAGGGAAUCUCGGUAAAUCAGAUACAUUUCUUACGGGCGCAGUUCAUCUAAACUACCCGAGAGCGUGUGUAGUGAAAAAUGUUCACCUUCAUCUUAAAGGAAUUGAAAAAACUUUCUGGUAUAAAACUCAAGCAAGGUUAAAGGUCCUCUACACGGGAGAACAUACGUUGGUCGACCAAUUAAAUAAGAUAUGGGAAGCAUCUGAAAAUGCUGAAGAAAUCACUGCGCUAGAUAUACCCUUUAAAAUACAAAUUCCUUAUAACCUCCAAGAAACGAUAAUCACGGAAAUAGGAACUGUUCAAUAUACACUUCGAGUCACCGUCAGUACAAAAGGAUUAUUUGGGACGGGUACACAUUUUGCAAAAUUAUAUUGCCCCCUGAAACGUACCUUAACUUUAGAUCAUGCAUUACUGUUACCAUGUAGGAUGCACGGGAAGUCACCAAACGGAAUCGAAUACACUUUUAUGUUGCCACCAAAUAAGAUUUUCGGUCUUGGAGAUUACGUUUCAAUCCCGAUGACAUUGAGAUUCUUACGUCCCAGUAUCGGAAUUGAAAAGUUGGAAGUGGUGUUGAAAGCCCUAAUGGAAUUCUCAUGUUCAACACAGAAUGAAAAAACUCGUGUCGAAAAACAGCUAGUCGAUAUUAUAAUCCCAGAUACUGAAUUGCAAUACGUACAAUCAAAUUACCUGGAAGAAUGCUCUCACAUUAUAGAAAUAUUCAUUCCGCACAUUACACAACCAACUUGUCAAGGAAGAUUUAUUAACAUCUCGCAUCAAUUGUGCAUAAAAUUUUGUCUCUGGAGAUCGAACACUGAUUUUCUCAUAGAGGAAUUUGUUAGAGUUGCUAAUAUAUCGGAGAAACACAAAGCGCAACGGAGUUCACUUCGAGAUAGUAACGGAUUAUUGAUUAUGUCACGUGAAUCAUUCGAUGAUUCAUCAUCGGAGUAUCGAUACCUUGACAGUGAGUAUAUUGGGGUCCGGCAAUUACCAGCCAAUGGCGGUUGUGCAAGUAAUCAAUUCAAGUCAUCCUCGUCACUAGCGUUAACGUCGAAGGUCUCGGCCUCGUCAUUAUACAAAGACCUGUCGUUAUCAAGUUCAACCGUAUCACUUAAUACUCCAUAUCCGUCGAUACUUUCAUCGACACCAUACUUUCAACGCUGGUAG
This is a messenger RNA of Acaulospora colombiana, 1305 nucleotides long. The record is from the annotation of a GenBank genome assembly. NCBI's taxonomy places the organism in Eukaryota, Fungi, Glomeromycota, Glomeromycetes, Diversisporales, Acaulosporaceae.